AUGGAUUACGAUUCUCUGAAGCAUUACAACGAGCUGGACAUAGACCAGUAUCUGAACAUAUAUUUUUCAGCUUCAGAGAAUAAAGACAUUUUACAGGUGUUAGUUACCAAUCCAAUGGAAAAGGUUCACCAGUUUUUUUCCUCCGAAUCUAUUAGCGGAGACACCCUGAUUCAUAUAAGUUAUGGUCCUGUAGUCCAUCUACUGUUUCCAGCUUGUCAGUACUUUAAAGAAAUUAAAAUUCUAGACUGUAAUGAGCAUUCUAUCAAGGCACUGAGAAAGUGGAAGAAUAAAGAUCCGGACGCCCAUGAUUGGUCUUUUGCUGCACAAUUUGCUGCGAAGCAAGGAGAUGGAAGCUCCUCUUCGUGCAUUGGCUACUCAUCACUGAUGGUGACAACGUCCGUUCAAUGCAUUGCAGCCUUGCAGCAGCUGGGCCCAGAACAACUGGAGAUGGAUGGGAGCCAGCCAGAAAGGGCUCUUUACCAUUCAAUCUGCCAGACAGCUGGGGCCACUCCAUUUGACCAUGCCAGUGCAGAGUGGUCCACUCGAUUUCAGGAUAUAGAAGAUAUGACAAGAGGGAAAUUGAAUAUUGAGAAGAGUGAUCUUGUCAAGGAAAACCCAACAUCCCUUAAAGAGCUACCCCAGGCGGACUGCGUCAUCUCUUCUCUAGCCCUGGAUGGCAUUAGCAAAGAUAGUAACGCGUUUCGCAUAAACCUGAAAAAUAUGUCAUCUGUGCUUAAAGCUGGGGGUCACUUGUUAUUGUUUGGAGAAAUGAACACAUCUUUUUUCACUGUGGGGAAUGAUAAGUAUUAUGUCUUCAAAUAUGAUGAAGGAUUUUUUAAAAAUUCUUUACGUGAUGAAGGGUUUUUAAUUAAAAAAUUUGAAGAGGUGGGAAUAGAAAAUCUGGAAAAAUUCUCUAAUGCUACAAGAAGAGUGUUUGUUGUUGCCCAAAAACAGUGA
Molecule: messenger RNA, 957 nt
Organism: Pseudophryne corroboree (corroboree frog)
Lineage: Eukaryota; Metazoa; Chordata; Amphibia; Anura; Myobatrachidae
Product: indolethylamine N-methyltransferase-like
Exons: 4
Coding region: 1-957 (318 amino acids)
Cellular component (GO): cytosol
Molecular function (GO): N-methyltransferase activity
Source: RefSeq, a predicted model, not a curated record